Messenger RNA from Bombyx mandarina (wild silkworm), 728 nucleotides. RefSeq lists its product as uncharacterized. The record is from RefSeq and is a predicted model, not a curated record. Lineage: Eukaryota; Metazoa; Arthropoda; Insecta; Lepidoptera; Bombycidae.
GCUCCGCUCUCACAAAUAACUGUGAAAUUAUUCAAUACGCAGAUGAUAUCUGCAUCUAUCGUGUGCACGAAAAUAUCAAUGAGGGUUCACUUGAUAUAAAUGCUUGUUUGGACUCUGUUGGCAACUGGUUAUUGGACCACGGCUUUGACGUAGCUCCAAUAAAGAGUCAAGUAGUAUUAUUUUCAAGAAAGCGUUCUCCCCCUAAUAUAAGCAUCGUAUAUCAAGGAUAUAGUAUUCCACUAGUAACAGAGGCAAAAUUUCUGGGUCUAAUACUAGACGCCAAGCUUACGGGUUCGGCACACGUCGAUAACACAGUAAAAAAAUGUGAAAAAAACAUCAAUGUGCUACGCGCACUAUCUGGUACAUGGUGGGGUGCCCAUCCCUAUAGUCAAAAACUCCUUUAUAAUGCUCUAGUUCGCAGUAUUAUAGACUUCGGCUCAAUUUUCCUGCAGACCUCAACUAAAAGUAUUCUGUCUCGAUUAGACUCAGUUCAGUUCAAAGCCUUAAGAAUAGUGCUGGGUGCAAUGAAAUCCUCCCCAACUCGAGCCCUACAGGUCGAAAGUGCAGAGCCGCCCUUAAGCCUGAGACGACAGUAUCUUUCAGAUCGAUAUACUCUCCGUUUAGCUCAAAUACACCCUAAUGCUAUUAUAUCAAAAUUAUCUGCUCUUCAAAAUUGUAUGACUUCAAACUUCUGGAAUAGUAGGGAACAGCCCUGUCUCAUUAAAAGU